ACUGCCCUCCUGUUCACCCUCUUCUUUCCCUCCCUGCAGAUGGCUGCUCCCUUGGAUUGCACUCGGCUCAUCCAGGAGCACCGGGAACUUCUCCUGCGCUGGGUGGAGCCCAACCCAGCUCCUCUGCUCCGCCUACUCCAUGACAGCGGGCUCUUAACGCAGCCAGAGUACUUUUCCCUGCUGGAGACCAACCCCAAGAGCAACCAAGUCAUUGCGCUUCUGGACAGGGUCUGCAGCAAGCCGGAGAAGAGCCGGAAGUUCUUGGACGUGCUAUGGGAAUUGCAGGAGGCCUACUGUCCUGAGCUCCAGCACUGGCUGGAAAAGAGCUGUCCGGAGAAAGGAAAAGGGGGACCUUCUCCAAGUCAGCCAGAGCCUCCUCCCAAAACUCCCAAAAGAGCUUUGCUGAAAUUCUGGAAUUCGAAGAAAUACAAGCUCCCAGCAGUGCCUGCAGAUAAGGAAAAUAGCAACGACCUGACGUUUCGAAGAGCCCUGAGCCGACAACUCAAAGCUGCUUUGCAGAACCACCGCCGCUCCCUGCUGACCCGCACAGAGAAGCUUUGCACCAACGUGGAUGACACUGAAUCCUGUGGCCACAUCGAGAUCCGCUACACUGACCUGCUGCUGUCUGACAGCCCUUGCUCCGCUUCUAGCAGCCACGACUACUUGCACCUGGCCUCUCGCCGUGCCCGCCUCUACUCCCUCCACGCCCCACGCCGCCUGGCUCUGAGCCAGCUUUUCUCGCCGCUCCCUGAGGAGAGCUCCCCACCUCGCCGGGUGAUGCUGAGCGGGGCUGCCGGUAUCGGCAAGAGCGUCGCGGCCCAGAAAAUUGUUCACGACUGGGCGUUGGGCGCGGCCUUCCAAAAGGCCCUUUGCAUGCUAGACUUCUCCUUCCGGGAGCUCAGCCUCAUCAGGACACCCCAGAGCCUUGAGGACCUGAUCCACAGCAAGCAUGUCCACCUGAGCGGGGUUCUCCCCGAGCUGCUAGAUCGGCCUGGGGAACUUCUGGUGAUUUUAGAUGGCCUGGAUGAGUUCCGGCACUCCCUCGAGAGCAAGAACCCCUGUUUCCAAUCGGACCAGCCGGCUCACAUCAAAGAUCUGGUGCACGGCCUCCUCUAUGGGACUUUGCUACCCGAGGCCACCAUUGUGGUCACAUCGAGGCCUUCUGCCGCCCUUCCAGAAGACCUCUUUGACCGCCAUGUCAUUAUCCUUGGCUUCCAAGAGCAGCAGGUAAAGGACUACUUCUUCCGCUUCUUCCGUAACCCGGCACGAGCUGCAGAUGUGCUUGGUUACAUAUCUGCCCACGAGGGCUUAGCCAGCCUCAGCUUCAUUCCCCUCUACUGCUUCAUUCUCUGCACAGCGCUGGGGGAAUUCUUCCCAGGGACAGGGGUGAUGGAGGCCUCCCCACCGAGCACCAUCACCGAGGUCUACCGCCAGUAUUUGAGCACCAUCCUCCGGCUGCGGCGAGCAGGGGGAGCCGGCGGCGCCUUGGAAAAAGCCAAAGACUUGGUGCUGCAGCUUGGCAAGCUGGCCUACGCUGGUCUGCUGAGGGGGAAGGUUGUCUUCUACGCAGACGAGCUGCGGGGUUUCGGCUUUGACCCGGAGAACCUGCCUGGCACUUUCUUGAACCGGAUCUUCUUCAAGGAGAAAGACGAGGUCUACGGCUUCUUCCACUUGACCAUACAGGAGUUCUUAGCUGCGUUGUACUCGGUGGCUAUCUUGGACCCCAGUACUGAGGAGUUAACUUCCUGCCUGGAUCUCUGGUGGGAUGGAGAAGCUCCAGAAGGUGGGCAGGCCGAGAGACUUCUGCCCCCACCAAAUGGACGUGCUGCGGCUGGACUUCUUAGCUACACUAGGGAGUUCCUGAGCGGAGGCCAACAGUGGGACAACCUGCAGAUGUUCUCCAGGUUCUUCAUGGGCCUCUUGAGCUCCAGGAUGCAGGGGAAGCUGGAGAGCUUGGCUGAGGGCCUAACAGGGGACCCCCUUGUGCCUUUGGCAGAGUGGCUGGGGAAGAAAGCUCAGUACGAAUCCGACCGGAAGCUGCUCUCCUUGCUGCAUUGCCUGGCAGAGCUCCACCAGGACUGGGUGACGCAGAAGGUGGCUUCCAACCUGGAUGAAGUGGAUCUGUUCAAGGUGACCUUGAACCCAGCUGACUGUGCAGCCCUGGCCUAUGUCCUGGGCUGCUCGGAGCAUAAGAAGCUACGGAACCUCAACUUGAGCUACAGUAACAUGGGCAUCGGGGGUCUGAGGCGACUCCGGGGGCUUCUCCAUCGGUGUGAGACUCUCCAGUUGCGGUACUGUUCUCUGGACUGUGAGGCAGCAGCCAUAGAAGCUGAAAUACUCAGGUCCCCAAGGUGCCAGGUGAAACGACUUCUGUUUUGUGGGAACUGCCUGGGCUCUGAAGGGGUGAGGGGUUUAUGGGAUGCCCUCCAGGAGAACACUACCCUCGAAGAGCUCUAUCUGGAUAUCACAGGAAUCACAGAUAGCGGCUUGGAUAAUAUUAUGGAUUCCUUGCUAGCCAACAGAACGCUCAGGCUCUUGACCAUUGUGGGGAACCGCUUAAGCAAAGCCGGGAGAGAAGUCCUCUCCGAGUUGAGUCGCAGGAAGCCGGAGCUUAAGAUCAUAAGCAGUUUCCUGUCCGACAUGGGGCUGCUGCAGGCAUAUCUGGACUGGGUGGAAGAGAUCAAAGCGGACCAGGAACAGAUGGAGUCAGUCAAGAAUGCUGAUGCCUUGCGCUCUGUCCUGGAAGUUCUGGAGGAAACAGAAGAUUCGGGAGCCAGCCAGGAAGCUCGGGAAAGAGCUGAGCUACUGAAGAAACAGAUCACUGUCCUCCUGGGGGAGGAGAAAGCAAAAGAAAAUGGGACCCCAUGAUGUCUACUUUGCUUCACCUGUCCUGCAAAUUGAGGCAUCUACUGGGAGGCCAAAGGACACCAUCUCAGCGGGUGUAUUCUGCAAUAUGUUGUGGAUGCAAUAU
Lacerta agilis (Sand lizard) is the source of this 2971-nucleotide messenger RNA. RefSeq names its product NACHT, LRR and PYD domains-containing protein 12-like. The record is from RefSeq and is a predicted model, not a curated record. Bases 40 to 2868 code for a protein of 942 amino acids. The transcript has 7 exons. NCBI's taxonomy places the organism in Eukaryota, Metazoa, Chordata, Lepidosauria, Squamata, Lacertidae.